Molecule: messenger RNA, 1865 nt
Organism: Ruditapes philippinarum (Manila clam)
Lineage: Eukaryota; Metazoa; Mollusca; Bivalvia; Venerida; Veneridae
Source: RefSeq, a predicted model, not a curated record
AAUGAUCGGCUUACAGACGCACAAUUCGGAUUUAGAGCAGACCACAGUACAACAGAUGCUAUAUUUGUCCUACAGUCACUAAUAAAUCAAACUAUCAAACAGAAGAAAAAACUUUACGCAGCCUUUAUAGACUACCAAAAGGCUUACGAUAAAAUUUACCGAAAUGGUUUAUGGUAUAAGAUAAUCAAAGAAGGAAUCAACGGGAAAAUUUUAAAUAUAAUUAGAUCUAUGUACAGUGAGGUGAAAUCAUGUGUAAAACAUUUAAAUGAGCUGUCAGACUUCUUCAAUUGCGAUAUUGGAUUAUUUCAAGGGGAGAUAACUUCACCGAUACUAUUUUCUCUGUUUAUCAAUGACCUUGAAUUAGCCGUGCAAGAAAAUAUAUUUUCCGGAAUAGACCUAGAACAUAUUUCCAUUUAUCUUAUUCUUUUUGCAGACGAUUGUAUUCUUUUAAGUGACACGCCGGAAGGCCUCCAAUCACAUUUAAAUUUAUUGUCGGACUACUGUGAAAAAUGGAAAUUGACUGUUAACAUAGAUAAGACGAAAAUAAUGGUGUUUCGAAAAGGUGGCCGAUUAGCAGAAAUCGAACAAUGGACGUAUAAAGGUAUUAAAAUAGAUGUGGUAGAAUCGUUUACUUAUUUGGGAUUUAUGGUCAGUACUGGCGGUUCAUUCAAGCGUGGCAUAGACACUUUAUCUGGUAAAGCCGGGAAAGCUGUGCACUCACUAUAUACAUUAACUAGAGGCAUGGAUAUACCAAUUAACAUUCAAUUCCACUUAUUCGAUUCAUACGUGUCCCCAAUCUUAUGCUAUUCGUCCGAAAUAUGGGGAUUUUCAAAGGCUGAUACAAUUGAAAGAGUUCAUAGGAAAUUUAUUAAAAGUGUCUUGAACGUUAAAAUGUCCACAAGCAAUCUAGCGAUAUAUGGCGAAACAGGAAGAACGCCUCUUUUUAUAAAUUGGAGUAUAAGGAUUAUUAAAUAUUGGUUUAAACUUGUUAACAAUAACGUAAACUGUAUAUUACAAAAUGUGUAUAACAAUAUGUUUUUGUGGUGUGAAAAAGGAGAAAAUAAUUGGCUGUUUAAAGUUAAGACAUUACUAAAUAGAAUAGGAUUUGGCGAGGUGUGGUUAUUUCCAUCAUCAGUUGAGCCAAGAUUAUUUAUACCUACAUUGAGAUUAAGACUGAUGGACAUUUACAUUUCAGAGUGGCGGGCUAAAGUGAACGGUAGCCCAAGUCUGAUAUUUUUCAGGGAAAUUAAAGAAGAGUUUGAACUGUCAAAAUAUCUUUUAAUAAUUGAAAAUAAGAAACAUAGACAAUAUUUAUCAAAGCUUAGAAUGUCAUCUCAUUGGCUAAAUAUUGAAUACGGGCGACAUAGAAAUAUAGAAAGACAAAAUAGACUGUGUGAAUUAUGCCAACAAUGUACAAUAGAAGAUGAAUAUCAUUUUGUCAUGGAAUGUAGUUUUUAUAAUACAUUACGUAUUAGGUAUAUCCCAAGAUAUUUCCGUGUUAGACCAAGUAUGGUAAAACUUGUUGAACUGAUGAAAACUGAGAGUAAACCAUUGCUUUAUAAAAUGUCAGUGUAUAUAAAACAUGCUUUCCAUAAACGACAAGAAUUUUUAAAUGCCGCGUAGAGGAAGAACUAUACAUGUAUUGCAUUUACUAAUAUCCGGAAAGAGUAAUUUAUUAUCAGUAACAUUUUUUGUUAAUCGAUUUAUGUGAUAUCUAAACUUUAGAAACACUCUCUUUGAUUAUGUAACUUGUAUAAAAUUAUGUGUUUUAACUAUGUCAUUGUUGUCACAAAUGUAUUUAUAUAUUGGUUGAUGUCGAUGUGCUGUAUAUGCAUAAGACUGAAUAAAUUUUCUGUUCUGUUCUG